GGAGAUGGAAGGCUGCGUAGUUAUAAAUCCUGAAAGACUGGCUAAGGGACUUGUUGGUGGCACAUAUGCACGGUUGGAAAUCCAUUCAGCAACUGAGGAAAAAUGUAAAAUUGUUGAUCGGGUUGGUGUACAUAUUAUUAAAGUGUAGGAUUAAGAAUUUAUCUGUUAUGAAAUUUAAUUUUUCAUUAUUGACUUUGGAAUGAAAUGAUUGUAUUGUCACAAGAGUUAUGUAUUUUACAAAUAGAGAAUCAGAAUACUGAUACAAGGAAAUUGAAUGAUAUAUAAAGCAACUUCUAAAAUCUUACAAUGUUCAAAAUUUAUUGCUCAUGAAUUAUUAUAUCUAUUAUACAAUAGCCAACUGAUGUCAUUGUUGAUCAUCAUACACAUUUCAAAGAAUUAUACAUUUAAAAAUAUAGUUUUGAGAAAUAUUACUAUUAUUAUUUAUGUUCGAUUUGUAACACCCCAUCUUGGGAAACAAUAAGUAAUUUGACUUUUAGUAUUUAAAGAUGAAAUAUUCAUCUGUCAGGAUAAGUUAGCAACCCCUUCACCAGUUCUGCCUGUGACAAUGUGUCUUGUAACAUUGAUAAAAGAAGUGUUUAUUAGAGGAAAUAAAAUUUAUAACUGUCA
Messenger RNA from Penaeus vannamei (Pacific white shrimp), 627 nucleotides. NCBI's taxonomy places the organism in Eukaryota, Metazoa, Arthropoda, Malacostraca, Decapoda, Penaeidae. The record is from RefSeq and is a predicted model, not a curated record.